UUUAUACUUUUCAAGGUCAACUUACAGCAGGAAAAAGGUUUUAUUUUUGAGAUGUCAGCUGAGGGUGAAAAACAACCCGAAUUACGUGUAGGGCCAGAUCCAAAUGUUGUAUACCCAAUUAAAGUUCAAUAUUGUGGCAACUGUUCCCUUCCAAUUGAGUACUGUGAAUAUUACCCAGAUUAUCUCAAAUGCAAAGAAUGGCUAGAAAAGAAUUUACCAACCGAGUUUGAAAAAUUUAAGCUAGUUGACGAUGCAAACUCAGAAGCUGGUGGUACUGAAGAUGAAAAGAAGCGACAAAAGCGUGGUGGAAAAGGCAUGCUCAAGACUAAGAAGAAAGAGGAAGUGCAAAAACUAGUCACGGUGUCUAGGGCCCCAAGAGGAAAAAAAAAAUCUGUCACAGUUGUGACAGGACUGAGUACUUUUGAUAUUGACCUCAAAGUAGCAGCCAAGUUCUUUGGCAGUAAAUUUGCAUGUGGAUCCAGUGUCACUGGAGAGGAUGAGAUUGUGAUACAGGGUGAUGUGAAGGAUGACUUAUUUGAUGUUAUUCCAGAAAAAUGGCCUCAGAUUGAUGAAGAUUCGAUAGAUGAUCUUGGCGAUCAAAAGAGAUAAUGAGCUAAUUAAAAAUCUUCUUACACAAGACUAUUUAGAAUAUACUGAUGGAUGUUUAUUAUAAAGUAAUGUAUAUACAAAAAUAAGAUCAAAAAACAGAA
Copidosoma floridanum is the source of this 710-nucleotide messenger RNA. RefSeq names its product density-regulated protein (gene DENR). Lineage: Eukaryota; Metazoa; Arthropoda; Insecta; Hymenoptera; Encyrtidae. The record is from RefSeq and is a predicted model, not a curated record. Gene Ontology annotation, molecular function: translation initiation factor activity; mRNA binding. Gene Ontology annotation, biological process: translation reinitiation; formation of translation preinitiation complex.